CCUUGCACACAGUCAUACAUUUCCUGAUUAGCUUGAGUGCCAGAACAGAGAUGAGGAGAGUGAUGGAAGGGUGCCAUAAAGGAUUCAGACAAAUAUGGCCGUCAAAACAACCAGGAGUUUCCACGGUUGCAUAGGUGGACCUCACUACUGGUAGGAGACGUCCUUUACAGGACUUCAUUAAACUCCUGAGGUAAAUUGUCAGAGGUAAUACAUAAGAUUGCAGUGACUCACAAUAUAGUAAAAAAGAACGUCAUACUAAAACUUCAUAAUAAAAUGAAAUAGCCAUUUUAAAUGGCAAAUCUUAGAUACCCCUCUUUGCCAUGAGAAUAGGGUAUAGAUACAGUCACAAGCUGACUUCUUUAUAUGCUCUUUUAUCAGCAGGAACACAGUAUGUCAACAUUGGCCGGUGAUUACGUAUUGACAGUACAAUAUUAAGUAUAUUCACCUCUCAUGUAGACUUGGUAAUUAAAUCUAUACUGCAGGGUCCACCAGCCUUCUGUGUUUGUCUCUUGAAUCUUGUGACACACUAGGUGACUUAUGGCAGGGUGGUUGUUAAGGAAACAGUGGCAGCCCCUUCCUGUUACUUUAUGUUGAGCAAGUCGCUGUGUGAGGGAUUUAUCAGGUUCACGUAGGAAACUUGUUUGUACCAGACAAGAAUUUUACCAGCCAGAAAAAUUGAUCCGCUUUUAUAUGGACGGCUUUUGUAUAAACCGUAAGUAUGAGUUUCAUGUGUCCAUAUUUCAUUCAAUAAUUAUUCUGUAAGAUCUAGCUUCCAUACUUAAUAUGAAUGACUUACUCAGCUUAUAUGGACGCUGUGUCUACUGGUGACCCUGUGAGAAAAAACAUCAAUUGUAGAAGCUGUUCAUAUGUUCUACUAUAGCUGAAACUUUGAUGAAAAAGAAAAAUCCCGUACAAGACAAGUCAGUUUAUUCAUGUGAGAAGGCUAUAAUCAUUGUUUUUUGUAAGGGAAUUCUUUUUAGUGGACCUUUCAAUACUGAAACUAAGAUGACUUAUGCAUUUCAGUUUGCUUUAUGUGGUCAUAAACAUUGUAUUGCCUUGCUGUUUUUCGAAGGUGAGACCACAACAUGAACUCCACCUCUGGCAUGGAUAGUUUCAGCCUAUUGGCCAAUCUGACCGACUCUGAAUGUAUCCCCGUAGAAGAUCCAGACAAGCAGAGGGCUUUUCUGGUGUUCUACCUGACCCUCAUCAUCAUCUCUAUCCCCUCCAACACCUUCUCUCUCUAUGUCUCCUGGCAGCACAUCCGUCAGAGGAACGAGCUGGGAGUCUACCUGUUCAACCUGGCCCUGUCCGACCUCACCAUAACCAUGGGCCUGGGCCUGUGGACGGACUUCAUCCGGCGCGGCGCCUGGGUCCACGGCGGCUACGUGUGCGUCCUCUGCGUCUUCCUCCUCUUCACCAACUUCUACACCACGGACGCCUUCCUCUGCUGCAUCGCCCUCGACCGCUACCUCGCCGUGGUCCACCCGCUCAAGUACCCGUGGCUGAGGCGGGUCGGCACGGCCGCGGCGGUCAGCGGCGGCAUCUGGGCACUGGUGAUCUGCUUCAACGCCGCCACCAUCGGCUGGGCGGACGCGUACAGCGACGCCGGGCGCGCGCCCAUGUGCUUCAGCGUGUUCCCGCUGUCGCGGAGGCAGGCGCGGGUCAACGUGGCCCGCCUCGUCUUUGGUUUUGUGCUGCCCGUCCUGCUGGUGGCCUUCUGCAGCUGGGGCACCUGCAUGGCGGUGCGCUCCAACCGGGCCACGGAGGAGCAGGAGCGCCGGCGGGUGUCCCGGCUGCUGGGGGUGGUGCUGUUCACCCUGGGGCUGUGCUUCGGGCCCGUCCACGUCAUGAUGGUGCUGCAGUCGCUCCUGGAGGGGUGCGGGGACCCCGUCUGGCUCGUCUACUCUUACAAGAUCAGCAUCGCCGUGUCGUCGCUUAACUGCCUGGCUGACCCUCUGCUCUACUGCUUCUUCACCAAGACGGGCAAGGCCAGUGUCACCCAGGUGGUCCUCUUCCUCCAGGGGAGAAGAAAGUCCCCAGACCAGGGGGUGGUUUAGGGGAACAUGGGACAUCUGGCAAAUGUUACCACUCAAACUGACACUUGACUUUGUCUACUUAGGUCUGCCAAAUGAUGCGUUGGAUUAGGGAAUCCGAAUGCUCAUAUUAGUUAUUGACUGCAUGUUCAAUAUGGAUUUGCCAGUAUGGAAUUAAACCUUUCACCUUGAUUCAUCAUACCAACCUAAUGUGUCUGUUUAACGUGCCUUACUAAUGCGCCACACAUCUGUGGGACAUCUCCGACUGAAAGCAAGUGUACGUUCAGAAGAAACUGAUCAUACCUUAUCAGGACCACCCUAGAGUACUGUAUAUACAGUACAGCAGAUUUACAACUUGGAACACGAGUGAGUUUGUUCAAGAGCUCAUGUUAGUGUUAGCCCUGUUAGCCAGGUCUCAUCCUUGCUUGUCCAAUCGCCUUGUGACAAAGCAGAGGAAUGUGUUGUGUUUGCAUUUUCACUUCAGUUUUACUGUCCUCUCGUUUCUUUGUGCACAUGCCACUGUCUCAGAGGUGACAGACUUUCCAUCUUCUCCAUUCUGAUAAAAACAUCUUCUCUCCUGAUGUCUUAUCUCAACACUCCUUUGCAAUAACUGCCGGGAGUUGGUAAAUUAUUUGGGUAUGAUUGAAAAUUCUGUUCAAUACAAACCAGGGGAGUCGUUAGACCCUUUUUACUGGGGCACGUGCCCCAGUAUAAAUCUGCUGUGCCCCAGUAAAAUCUAAAGUUUGAGUUUUAACAAUUUACUUUAUUAGUCAGUGCAUUAAUUUAGUUUGAUAAUCCCUAAAAGAAUAAACACAGUUUCCCAAUCAAAGCAGUUUAA
Messenger RNA from Osmerus eperlanus (European smelt), 2871 nucleotides. RefSeq names its product psychosine receptor-like. The transcript has a single exon. Gene Ontology annotation, cellular component: membrane. Gene Ontology annotation, biological process: G protein-coupled receptor signaling pathway. The coding region runs from base 1086 to 2057 and encodes 323 amino acids. Lineage: Eukaryota; Metazoa; Chordata; Actinopteri; Osmeriformes; Osmeridae. Gene Ontology annotation, molecular function: G protein-coupled receptor activity. The record is from RefSeq and is a predicted model, not a curated record.